Odobenus rosmarus divergens (Pacific walrus) is the source of this 660-nucleotide messenger RNA. It is a transcript of the gene FADD, whose product is annotated as Fas (TNFRSF6)-associated via death domain. The record is from RefSeq and is a predicted model, not a curated record. Bases 1 to 660 code for a protein of 219 amino acids. Lineage: Eukaryota; Metazoa; Chordata; Mammalia; Carnivora; Odobenidae. The transcript is spliced from 2 exons. Gene Ontology annotation, molecular function: protein binding. Gene Ontology annotation, biological process: signal transduction; regulation of apoptotic process.
AUGGACCCGUUCCUGGUGCUGCUGCACUCGGUGUCGAUCGGCCUGUCGAACGACGAGCUGACCGAGCUCAAGUUCCUGUGCCGGGGCCGCGUGGGCAAGAGGAAGCUGGAGGGCAUGCAGAGCGGCCUCGACCUCUUCAACGUGCUGCUGGAACAGAACGAGCUGGACUCCGAGCACACCGAGCUACUGCGCGAGCUGCUCGUCUCCCUGCGGCGCCAGGACCUGCUGCAGCGCCUGGACAGCUUCGAGGCGGGCGCGUCGGGCAGGGCCCCGCCGGAGGAGCGAGACCUGCGUGCCGCAUUUGACAUCAUCUGUGAUAAUGUGGGGAAGGACUGGAGAAGACUGGCCCGGCACCUUAAAGUGACGGACACCAAGAUCGAUGCCAUUGAGGAGAAGUAUCCCCGAAAUCUGACAGAGCAGGUGAGGGAGUCGCUGAGAGUCUGGAAGAGCACCAAGAGGGAGGAUGUGACAGUGUCGCACCUGGUGAGGGCGCUCAGGGCCUGCCAGCUGAACCUGGUGGCCGACCUCAUCGUGGAGGAUCAGCAGGCCCGGGGCCUCGAGAACGAGGGCGAGAACGUGCCCAGUAGAGGUGAUGGCAGCAGCAUCGCCGUGUCCCUGACGUCCUGCGACUCAGAUGGGCCCUUGGGGACCCCCUGGUGA